AUGUUAAAUUCAGCCAAAGCCGAAACUGAUACUAUUAAUAGCCAUGUCACCUCCUCAGCCAACAUGGAAAAUAUAUCCGAAAAUAUCCACGCAAAUAUACCCGAAAAUAUAUCCGAAAAUAUCCUGUUGACAUCAAAAUGCAUCCUCCCCGACAAUCCAAUAGAGGUCAACGGCUACGAUUUUAAUGACGGUCUCAACUGGAAUGCUUUUUUUAGCUCGUUUCAGACAAUGGGAUUCCAGGCAUCCCUCUUUUACGAGGCGUGCAAAACUGUAGACGAAAUGGAAAAUCCCUCUUUUAAGCUGUUCCUCGGAUACACAUCUAAUAUGGUCUCGUGCGGUAAUAGAGAGAUCAUCCGGUUUCUUGUUGAACAUAAGCUUGUCGACGUUCUUGUCACAACUGCCGGCGGCAUUGAAGAGGACAUUAUAAAGUGUCUUGGCCCAACUCUUUUGGGCGAAUUUGAAGCCUCCGGAGAGAACUUGAGGGCCAGAGGUCUCAAUCGGAUAGGAAAUCUGCUGCUACCCAAUUCAAAUUACUGCGCCUUUGAGGAAUUUCUUAAUCCCAUUCUUGAUGAAUGCUUGGACACCCAAGUUCGGGUCGUAGGAGAGGAUGCAGACACUGACCUCAAUCUCGACAGAACUCUAUGGACGCCUAGCAGGUUUAUACGGAAACUUGGAGAAAAAAUUAACAAUUCUUCCUCCAUUUAUUAUUGGGCCUACCGGAAUGACAUUCCGGUAUUCAGCCCGGCCCUCACAGAUGGCUCAAUUGGAGAUAUGAUGUUCUUCCAUUCCAUAAAGAGAGGAGGCCUUGUACUAGAUAUAAUUCAAGACAUCAAACUGCUCAAUGGAAUUGCCAUAAAGGCCGAAAUGACUGGCAUAAUUAUUCUGGGCGGCGGGAUCCCUAAACAUCACAUUUUCAAUGCGAAUCUUAUGAGAAACGGAGCCGACUAUGUUGUCCUCAUAAACACUGGAAACGAGUUUGAGGGGAGCGACGCUGGAGCCAGUCCGGACGAAGCCAAGUCGUGGGGAAAGAUCAAGGCCGCUGCUCGUCCAAUCAAAGUACAUGGAGAGGCCUCGAUACUGUUUCCUCUUUUGGUUGCUAAUACUUUUGCAAAAACAAUUAAUUUAUAA
Mitosporidium daphniae is the source of this 1128-nucleotide messenger RNA. Its product is annotated as deoxyhypusine synthase. The coding region runs from base 1 to 1128 and encodes 375 amino acids. Gene Ontology annotation, cellular component: cytoplasm. NCBI's taxonomy places the organism in Eukaryota, Fungi, Microsporidia. Gene Ontology annotation, molecular function: deoxyhypusine synthase activity. Gene Ontology annotation, biological process: peptidyl-hypusine biosynthetic process. The transcript has 3 exons. The record is from RefSeq and is a predicted model, not a curated record.